Molecule: messenger RNA, 327 nt
Organism: Arabis nemorensis
Lineage: Eukaryota; Viridiplantae; Streptophyta; Magnoliopsida; Brassicales; Brassicaceae
Source: the annotation of a GenBank genome assembly
AUGGCAAUAAAGAGGUCGUCUCAAGCAGGAUCUAUCAAACAAAUCUUAAAGAGAUGCUCGAGUCUAGGGAAGAAGAAGAACGUGAAUGGUUGCUACUAUAACCAAGAAGAUGAUAGUCUUCCUCAAGACGUACCAAAAGGUCAUUUUCCGGUUUACGUUGGACCGAACCGAAGUCGGUACAUCGUUCCUAUCUCGUGGCUAGAACACUCCGAGUUUCAAACGUUGCUUCGACUAGCCGAGGAAGAGUUUGGUUUUGAUCAUGAUAUGGGUCUAACCUUACCUUGUGAUGAAGUCUUCUUCAGAUCUCUCAUCUCCAUGUUCAGAUAA